Messenger RNA from Equus quagga, 2665 nucleotides. RefSeq names its product complement C1r subcomponent like (gene C1RL). The coding region runs from base 41 to 1513 and encodes 490 amino acids. Gene Ontology annotation, cellular component: blood microparticle. Gene Ontology annotation, molecular function: serine-type endopeptidase activity. Gene Ontology annotation, biological process: zymogen activation. The record is from RefSeq and is a predicted model, not a curated record. The transcript is spliced from 6 exons. Lineage: Eukaryota; Metazoa; Chordata; Mammalia; Perissodactyla; Equidae.
UCCUGUUUCACGGCCUGGGCCAAGUCCUCUCAAGUCCCAGAUGUCCGGUUCCAGAUGCCUGUUCUCAGAGUGGGGGAACCAUCUCUGGGGAAGCCCCCACUCCACAAGCUGCCCAGGCAAGAUGUGGUGGCUGCUCCUCUGGGGAGUCCUCCAGGCUUGCCCCACACAGGGCUCCGUGCUCUUGGCCCAGCAGUUACCCCAGAAGCUGACAUCCCCCGGGUACCCAGAGCCCUACCUCAAAGGCCAACAGAGCUCCAUUGACAUCAAGGCUCCAGAGGGCUUUGCCGUGAGGCUCGUCUUCCAAGACUUUGACCUGGAGCCAUCCCAGGACUGUGAGCGGGACUCUGUCACAAUCACAGCCAGUGGGAUGGAUCCAAGCCAGUUCUGUGGGCAGCAGGGCUCCCCACUGAGCAGCCCCCCUGGUCAGAAGGAGUUUGUGUCCUCGAGCAGUCUGCGGCUGACCUUCCGUGCACCUGCCUCCUCUGAGGACAGGACCACUCACCUCCACAAGGGCUUCCUGGCCCUCUACCAAGCCGUGGGUAUGAACCACAGUCGGCCUAUGAGCCAGGCCAAUGGGGGCUCUGAGGCCACACACACACCUGGAGACAACCCCUCCAAGAUCCAGAACCACUGCCAGGAGCCCUAUUAUCAGGCAGUGCCAGCAGGGACUCUCGGCUGCACAUCACAGGGCCCCUGGAAGGAGACACAGGACAGCAAAGAGGCUCCUCACUGUGUGCCUGUCUGUGGACGGCCAGUCACUCCCAUCACCCACAACCAGGAUGUCCUUGGAUCUUCCAGAGCUAAGCUGGGCAACUUUCCCUGGCAAGCCUUCACCAGUAUCUACGGCCGUGGGGGUGGGGCCCUGCUGGGCGACAGAUGGAUCCUCACCGCUGCCCACACCAUCUACCCCAAGGACAGCAUCUUUCCUGGGAAGAACCGGAGCGUGAAUGUGUUCCUGGGCCACACGAACAUAGAUGAGAUGCUGAAACUGGGGAACCAUCCUGUGCGCCGCGUGGUGGUGCACCCAGACUACCGUCAGAACGAGUCCCACAACUUCAAUGGGGACAUUGCCCUCCUGGAGCUCCAGCACAGUGUCCCUCUUGGCCCCAGCCUCCUCCCAAUCUGUCUGCCUGACAGCGAGACCCUCUACGUCAGCGGCUUGUGGGGCUAUGUCAGCGGGUUUGGUGUGGAGAUGGGCUGGCUAACUACUGAGUUGAAAUACUCAAGGCUGCCUGUAGCCCCAAGGGAGGCCUGCAAGGCCUGGCUCCAAGAGAAGCAGAGGACCGAGGUGUUUUCUGACAACAUGUUCUGUGUUGGGGAUAAGAUGCGGCCCCAGAGUGUCUGCCAGGGGGACAGUGGUGGCGUCUAUGUGGUUUGGGAUGAUCGCGCCCAUCACUGGGUGGCCACAGGCAUCGUAUCCUGGGGCAUUGGGUGUGGCAAAGGGUACGGCUUCUAUACCAAAGUGCUCAACUACAUGGACUGGAUCAAGGGAGUGAUGGACGGGAAGGACUGACCCUGGGGGCACUUGAGCACGGACAUCAGCACUGUGGGGGCCCAGACAGGAGACAGGUUGGGAGUGAGGACUGAGCCCUGGGGGGGGGGGGGGGGGCAGGCAGUCCCUAUUCAGGUCACUGCUGCAGCAAUCCACUGUGUGAGAGAAAUCCUCCACUCAAGCCCUGCACCACCCAAGACAGGAGGUGGGGUCCCACGGCCCCUCCUCAUCCUCUCCCCUCCUGUGCAUUUGCACUAUGCCCAGAGAAGCCCUGUACACCUAAGGAGUUUCAUUUUGAACUUCACCUCCUGCUGACACAGCUUCUUCUGUACUCUCCUGGGAGACAGUCCCCCUCCCAUCCCCUGUUCAAGUGGAGCCGGGGGCAAGUGGUCUUAGUUGCAUUUCAUUUCUGAACCGUCCGUCCCAAAGCCCCUUGAGUUGGUUUCACCAUUUACCACAAUUCCUAGCUGCAAUUAUACUAACAGCUCGUUUUUUGUUUUCCAUCUUCUGUAUACGAGGCACUUCACAUUUGUUAUUUCAUUGACUCCUCACACCAAGUUUGCAAAGGAUGUGUUACUAUCCACAUUUUACAAAUGAGGAAUCUGAAGCUCAAGGAGAAAAAGUGACUUGCCCUCAUCCCACAGCUGAUGCAGGACUGCGAGGCCGUGUGCUUUCCAGUACUCCUUGAUGCCUCUCCGUUGUCCUCAGGACCUGCUGUAUCGCCCAUUUCCCCUUCCCAAUCCCUACAACCUUUCAGGUUCUCCUGCCCCCGGAGUUCCUGCUGCGAUGAACAUGACAACACCUGGCCCACACUCCCCUGCUGGCCCCAUCCCCUGCAGACACCCCCCCUUGCUCUGGACACGCCGGUCUGUGCCCCCACCACUGAGUGCACUGCUCCACCUUAGAAGGCCAACUCUUGAAUUCUUAGUAGGACUUGAGGUGAUUGCAAACAAAAGAUGCAAAUAAAAUACAGUUGUUCAAAUGGAAAUAGAAAAUGAAUAGCAUAAAACAGAGCAAAUUUGCUAGCAUUGAAGGUCAAGUUAGUCAUGUAAUUCGAGGUUAAAUUUAUCUUGAAAAAUAGCAGGAUUCAAAUUUGCACAUGCAUGUGGUUACUUCUAUUUUUUAAACCUAUACAUAGUACAAAAGACUAUUAAAAAUACUGUAAAAUAUUAA